UGCCGCGCACACUUCACUACCCUCCGCCCCCCCCCCCCCCCCCCUCCCCUCCUCUGUCUUUCUAAUUCUCAAUCUGCUUAACCAGGCUUUAGAGGCCAAGCAAAUCUGAGAUCAAUUUUCUCGUUUAGCUUUAAGUGACAUCAUCUAAAAUCAUUGUGCAAGGGCUAAAUAAGGAAACGGAGUCUAAUUCAGGGGCAAACGCCAGGCUAUAUUUAUCAAACGCCAAGCUCCAGAAAGCCUCGGCCAGGAAGCUUUGGCAGCGAAAUCCGAGAUUUCGCUGGUUGGUUCCGCCGGGCCUGGCUGGGCCGGGCUGGGCCGGGGUAGUGUCUGUGCCACCUCCUUCGCAGACCUCCUUCUUCCUCCAGGGCUCGGGGUGGCGCGCUCCCGGAAUCCCGGAGUCUCCGCGGCCCGAACCGAGUCUGGACCAUUUAGAAGACGUCAGCAGGUAACUGGCCUUCCAAAACGCCCCUGAGAAUUAAAAGCCUUGGGAGGCUUGUUAUGUGUUUGUGGUUUUGUAAAGGCAAUGCCCGUGGCAAUAGGCCUGGGAAAGUCGCACUUCCAACCACAAAGUUAAGGAGUUGGAAGGAAUAAUCGGGUGUCACACCACAAGAAACCUUGACUCGAUCGGACCCCACCCAGGAUACACACAAACGCGCGCGCGCGCACGCUUCCGAGUUUCCAUUGAGAGUCUGGAAAGAGCAUUUCUUUCUUAAGUACCUGCUCUCAGCUAGAGCUCUCCCGGAGCAUUUUAAAUACUGAAUGCCGAGCGGAGAAGGGAAACAAUUUAUUAGUUCCCACCCGGCUGCCGACCUCUACGAGUCUCCUCGAAGCAGCGCAGGCGGCAGCCUAGGUGUCUGUGCGCAACAAGGAGAGCUGCCGGCGCUGGAGUUGUGUCCACAGGUACCCUUGCGCCUCGCAAAGAGCGCGCCUAGAGACAGUUUCCACUGCAAUGCCCCCCAGCCGAGCACCCGCCGGGUGUGGCGCCUCGGCCCAAACUCCUGGGGCGGCGCGACGGUGCUGGUGGAGGUUUCAGGGAAGACUUCUGUGGCUGCUGCUCCGACCGUGCGGGUUCCCGCCGCCCAGACAAGCUCUUACAGGAGCGCGCGGGAAGCUGCGGCGCGCACCUUCCCCGGCGCAGUCCCUUGCCAGCCUGCGAUCACCCAGAGCUGGAUUCCGGAGCUAGGCGCGCACGGAGGGCUGCACAGAGUUGCAAGACGCGGCAGCUGUGAGCCGGCGUGAGGAGGCAAAGGGAGAGCGCAGAGCUGCAAGCAAAGGGCGGUGGGGCCUGGACCCUGAGGCCUGUGAGGUGUGUCCCUCCAGAUUGAGAGGCUAUGACUCAGGGCUGGACCUGAUGAAAAAAGAAGUUUAUAAGCCGAGUCACCCAGUUUCUCCAACCUUUUCUGUGCAGCAACAACAUCCAGCAAAGUUU
Messenger RNA from Sapajus apella (tufted capuchin), 1429 nucleotides. RefSeq lists its product as uncharacterized. The record is from RefSeq and is a predicted model, not a curated record. The transcript is spliced from 2 exons. NCBI's taxonomy places the organism in Eukaryota, Metazoa, Chordata, Mammalia, Primates, Cebidae. The coding region runs from base 760 to 1239 and encodes 159 amino acids.